Molecule: messenger RNA, 1041 nt
Organism: Hypoxylon trugodes
Lineage: Eukaryota; Fungi; Ascomycota; Sordariomycetes; Xylariales; Hypoxylaceae
Product: nuclear movement protein
Exons: 3
Coding region: 84-650 (188 amino acids)
Biological process (GO): protein folding
Cellular component (GO): cytoplasm
Source: RefSeq, a predicted model, not a curated record
UUUCGAACUAAUUCUUCUACAACUUCUUAACUCAUACAUCUCAUAUACAUAAUAAACAGCAGAAGACUUGAGAAUAUAGUAAAAUGGCUGAUAACGACCCCACACCCGAACAAGAAGCCGCCACCCGCGCCAAAGAGGCCGAGGAACAGGCAGCCUUACCAUACAAAUGGAACCAAACCAUCGCCGAUCUCGACAUCAACAUAACCGUGCCUGGAAACCUUAAAGGCCGGGACAUUAUCGUCGAAAUCAAGCGACAGAAGCUAAAGGCAGGGAUCAAGGGGCAAGAACCUGUCAUCGAUGGCGACCUCCCCCACGCAAUCUCAACCGAAGACUCAACCUGGACGCUAACCUCGGCGCCCGACGGAACCAAAACCGUCGAAAUCCACCUCGACAAAGCGAACAAAAUGGAAUGGUGGGCCCACGUAGUAACCUCCGCGCCCAAAAUCGACGUCACCAAGAUUCAACCUGAUAACUCGAAGCUCAGCGAUUUAGACGGCGAGACGCGGGGUAUGGUUGAGAAGAUGAUGUACGAUCAACGACAGAAGGAGAUGGGCCUGCCUACGUCGGAGGAUCAGAAGAAGGCGGAUAUAUUGAAGAAAUUCCAGUCCCAGCAUCCGGAGUUGGAUUUUAGUAAUGCGAAGAUAAAUUAGGUAGGGUUUAUUGGCGGAGGACAGGAAAAAUAAAUCAGUAAAAAAUAUGGAAAUUCUAGGGAAUGCGUGAUAAGACUGGCAAUGGUCAGUGAGCAAAGCGCAAAAAUUAUAAAAAGUAUCAAGGCAAAAAGAGUUCACGAAGGAUACGAUUGAAGGCAUUCGAAUUACUAGCUACAUGUGAACAAGACACGAGAAAUGGAAUUGAAAUGUACAGGGUGAAACGAAUCGCCAAAACCACGGAAGCUCAAUCAAAAACCAAGCCAUUGGUAACGGCGUCAGAGAGCCCUGUUUUCAUUAUUUCGAUGUUGGAAUCGCUAGUAAUGGCAUAGCAGAUGACAGCCGCUACGCAUCAAUUGUCAGAUUAAUAAGCGUUCCGUCCCAAAGUACCUAA